Pseudoliparis swirei is the source of this 3397-nucleotide messenger RNA. It is a transcript of the gene gask1a, whose product is annotated as golgi associated kinase 1A. NCBI's taxonomy places the organism in Eukaryota, Metazoa, Chordata, Actinopteri, Perciformes, Liparidae. The transcript is spliced from 6 exons. Gene Ontology annotation, cellular component: Golgi apparatus. The record is from RefSeq and is a predicted model, not a curated record. The coding region runs from base 271 to 2178 and encodes 635 amino acids.
CCGGACGGUUUACCGGUGCCGCUGAGAAAACUUCUUCUUUAAGUCUUUUCACUGGCAGCAAAUAAAGUUCGCAAAACGGAAGCAUGUAUGAAAACAAAGUGAGUCUGUGAGUGACUCGCGUGUGCGCGCGCACCGCUCCAACUUCAGGACCACCGGGCUGUCCAGUGCGUGUGUGUGCGGAGCUCCAGCAACCCACCGGUCCGGUCCACGGGACGUCCCUCCGGUCCACGGGACGUCCCUCCGGAAUGCGCUCUGCCGGGGACCUGAACCAUGGCCUGGCGAGCGUGGACCAAACUCUGCUGCGGUCAAAAGUGGCUUCUCCUCCUCUCGCCCCUCGUCUUCCUCUUCCUCGCCAUCUCCGUGAUGACGACGACCCUCCCCAUCCUGCUGCACGAUGUCGACUGGCGGUCCUCCCGAGCCCUGAGCUCCGCCUGGGAGUUCCGUUCCAGGCCGGGAGUCGUGGAGCGACCUCCCGCCGCCGCCGCCGCCUCCCGACCGCCGCUCGCUCCCGUCCACGCCGCAGCCUGGAAAUCCGGCGCUCGGGAAGAGACGUCCGAAACUCUCCAGGAGGAAGCCGCCGAUAACCAAACUGGCGUGAAAGAGAAGAGAAAGAAACACAAAGACAAAGGCAUCGCCUCCAAAAGGAAGGAGAAGGCGGGCGCCGUGCGGCGCCCAACCAGCGGCCGUCAGCGUCUCCCACAGCGUGGAAUGAAGCUGAGCAACCGCAGCGCCGCGGUGAAGACCCGCCUCCAUCUUGAAAGGGGCAGAUCCACAGCCGCGCUCAUCCUCAGACGGGACAGCGACGGCGGCCCCGAGAGUCAGCGGGCUUUGGGAAAACUCAGACAAGCAGCAAAGAACUCUGGGAAAUCUGUUCAAGUGGGUAAGAAGCCGCACGCUAACCUCUCGGAGGACCGCCUCCUAGAGAGUCCCGGGUCGUCGGACCGCAGGAAGGCCGCCGCGAGGGAAGAUGGCGGCGGCGGCUGGUGUCGGCGCUUCAGGGACCAGGACUUCCCAGAUGGCGACCGCAGGCCGAUCCGGACCGGUCCCGGUCUCCGGUUCCCCCCCUGGCUCAGCCGGGACGACGUCCGGAAGAUGGAGCUCCUGGCCGAGGGCGCGGUGGUCAGCAAGGCCAGGGUGCCGGCGCACGGACAGGUGCUCCGAGUGGCGCUGGACGCUCCAGCACAGCAGCAGCAGCCGUCUCAUAAGAGCGGUUCCACUGAGCCUGGACCUGGACCUGGACCUGGGCCAGGACCUGGCCAGAGGCAUCCGGUGACCCACGCCGAGCGCUGCCAGCGGGGGCGCUGUUCUCUGAUCAAACGCCCCGACGACUGGUUCGAGGUGCUGGCGUUCCACCUGGACCGGGUGCUGGGCCUCAACCGGACUCUCCCCGCGGUGCUGAGGACUUUCCGCAGCGAGAUUCUGCCGUACCGGUACAUCGGCGGCGCCCCCCGGCCCGCGGUGUGGUGGGAUCCGGAUAUUCGGCACGUCGCCGACGAGGACAACGACCAGAACUCGGUGCCGCUCAGCUGGGCCCAGUACCAGAAGCUGCUGCAGCUGCGCUGCGGGAGAGAGGCUGACCUGAGGUCAGCGGCGUGCGUGGGAGUCCACCACUCAGAGUGGGGGAGGCUGGCUCUCUUUGACUUCCUACUGCAGGUGAACGACCGGCUGGACAGGAACUGCUGCGGCUUCAGUCCCGAUCCCACAGAACUCUGCGUGGAGAACCUCCUCCACGCCAAGUGUGGCAACCCAGAGGACCGGCAGCUGGUCCACAUCCUGGUCCGUCUCCUCCGCCGUGAUAAAGGUGAGGGAGGCCGAUCCCUCCAGACUGGUGUUCAUAGACAACGCCGGCCGACCGCAGCAGUCUUCCGACAACCUCAACUUCCAGCUGCUGGAGGGCAUCGACGAGUUUCCGGAGGGAGCCGUGUCGCUGCUGCGGUCGGGCUGCCUGGAGAGUCUUCUUCUUCGCUCGCUCUACACGGACCGGGAGUUCUGGGACCGGAGGGGCGGAGCCAGCGGCCUCCGGCCUCUCAUCCGCACUCUGGAGCUCAGAGGGAAGAUCCUCCUCCGGCACAUCGGGGACCUGAAGCUCCUCCGGACGAGGGACCUGUGACGGAGCUCAUCACGUCAUCGGGUUACACGCCCAGGCCCACGGACCGCCGGCUCACCGCGACAUCGUGAUCCGAGGUGUGAAAGUCCAAUUUAAGUCACUCAGUGUUCAGUCAGACGUCACUUCAGGAGUGAUUGAGAGAUUGUCUCCACACCGCUCUCAACAUGGCGACGGCUAGCAGCUAACGGUGCUUACAGCGCGAACAGAGCUAACGGUGUUUAUCUGAGGAGUUCUGCCGUCAAAGAGAGGCCUCCUUUGACCUCCUUUGACCUCCUUUAGACUCCUUAGGUCACCUUUGGCCUCCUUUGGCCUCUUUUGACCACCUUUGACCUCCUUUUGACCCCCUUUGACCUCCUUUUCAACCUCAUUUAACCUCCUUUGGCCUCCUUUCAUCUCCUUUUGGCUUGCUUUGCCCCCUUUUGGCUUCCUUUGCCCCCCUUUCGACCUCCUUUUGAGGUCCUUUGGCCUCCUAUGGCCUCCAAGCCUCUAAUGUCGGACUGACAGCAGAGCUGAAGAUGGACCUGCUGUCAACUUGACGAUUACUGUUCGAUGUAAAUUAAGUGAUUUUAAUGAAUAUUCAUAAAUAAUUCUAAGUUUACAGUCAAACCAAAGAUUUAUAAUACAUUAUUAUUAUUCCUCUUUUGAUGAAUAAUGUUUCAGGACUUCAAGAGAUGCUCAUUACAGGUUGUUACAUACGGCUUUAUUAAUAGUUCACUCAUGAUUAUACAAACAUCACUUCCCUGCUAUUUAUUAUUGGGUUAGGAACACAUCUUACCUGGAAGUUAAGAGUCAAAUUAUGAAGAAAUGUUCACGAGUUUCUCAUAAGCCGUUAAUACGUCGUUAAUAACAUGAGUGCAGUAACAAAAGGGCUAAUGACUCCUCUUUAGUUGCUUUUAUUAUAGUAAUCGUUGAGUCAUUAAUAAGUGUCAGAAGCUCUUUGGUACAUCAGAGAUGUCUAGAACUAGAGCGAGACCACGCAAAGUCCUUAUUAGGGACUCAUACCUGACCCAUGAGUCAUUAAUGAAGAGUCAAACAACCUGGAGGUCCUCACUGAAGCACACACGUCUCUCCGAGAGGAGGCGGAUUAUUCCCUCGCUCCUCCUCUCAGCCAAGUGAGCGGAAUUAUUUUUUUCCAAAGAAUUUAGUGGAACGAAGCGUCGUCUCUUUUUCUAUUUUACCAAGAGAGCGAGCAGCAGAUCGAGUGAUUGAUUUGGACGUCUGUUUUUAACGAGAUAAGCUUCUCUUCUUUUAAUCAAGGGAUUAAAAAUGUCUUCUGGACUCGAUCCGAAG